Messenger RNA from Penicillium vulpinum, 1641 nucleotides. Its product is annotated as MDR family MFS transporter. The record is from RefSeq and is a predicted model, not a curated record. Gene Ontology annotation, biological process: transmembrane transport. NCBI's taxonomy places the organism in Eukaryota, Fungi, Ascomycota, Eurotiomycetes, Eurotiales, Aspergillaceae. Gene Ontology annotation, molecular function: transmembrane transporter activity. The coding region runs from base 1 to 1641 and encodes 546 amino acids. The transcript is spliced from 4 exons.
AUGGCAGGCAGUUCAAGCAUGAGGAGUUCCCACGCUCAAGUUUACACAAAUCGAGAUGACAUCCCAUUGAAAGAGCUUGGAACUGAAGAGAGUGACGAUGAUGAAGAAAAGCAAGUCUAUCCACCAAGCUCAAAGCUUGCUCCGAUUUUGAUAGGACUUUGCUUUCAAUCCUUUUGUAUUGCUUUGGACAACACAAUCUUGUCAACUGCUAUUCCCAAGAUCACUGAACAAUUUAACUCACUAGGCGAUAUAUCUUGGUAUGCCAGUGCUUAUCUUUUGACCACAUGUGCCGUCACCCUACCAUUUGGCAAGAUAUACACAUAUUAUUCGACAAAGUGGACAUAUAUGAUUGCUCUCGGCGUGUUUGAGGUUGGGUCUCUGAUAUGUGCACUUACACCUACAUCGAAGGGAUUAAUUUUUGGGCGAGCAAUUGCCGGCAUCGGAUCUGGGGGAUUGUCGCCGGGUGCUCUACUCGUGCUCGCGAAUAGUGUGCCCCUGCACCGGCGUGCCCUCUAUUUCGGAAUUGUCGGUAGCACUAGUGGGAUUGCGACAAUCACAGGACCGCUGCUCGGGGGUAUCUUAACGGAUCAUGUUAGUUGGAGAUGGUGCUUUUGGAUAAAUCUACCUUUUGGUGUCCUCACUGGCCUUGUGAUUUUACUUUUCUUCAAGGAUUCCACAUCGCCGAAACCAAAAAUAAGUCGCCUUGGGCAGUUAAAACGAAUGGACCCUCUCGGUGUGCUUGCAUUUAUCCCCGCAGUCGUCUCCCUUCUAUUGUGCUUGCAAUGGGGCGGUACGAGAUACAGCUGGAACAAUUCUCGAAUAAUUGCUCUAUUUGUUCUGUUCGGCGUAUUCGGCUUUGUAUGGUGCAUUAUCCAGGUCUGGAAGCAGGAUGAUGCUACAGUACCGCCUCGUUUACUCAAGAAUCGAAAUGUGCUUGGGGCAGUGAUUCACGCUACUUUCCUAGGCGGUUCAUUUUUUGUCUUUGGGUACUAUCUCCCUAUCUGGUUUCAAGCUGCCAAGGAAGAUUCUGCAUCAGAAUCUGGAAUCAACAAUCUUCCGAUGGUGGUGGCUAUGAUUGUAUUCUCUGCUCUAGGAGGACUACUUGUGAAUAUCAUUGGAUAUUAUACGCCGCUCAUGUUCGCUGGAAGUGCAUUUCUCACGAUUGGCUCUGGGCUGUGUACAACCUUCAAGGUGGACAGCGGACAUCCACAGUGGAUUGGAUACCAAGUCGUUCUUGGAAUUGGAGCAGGGCUUGGCUUUCAGCAAUGUAUCAACGCACUUCAGACUGUGCUACCAUUACGGGAUAUACCGAUCGGAAUUGCUAUCAUCACAUUUGCACAGAGCCUCAGCGGCGCAAUGUUUAUUUCGAUUGCCCAAACUGUUUUUGAGAACCGCCUUGUCGUCAGCAUAACGGCCAAUGCUCCCAGCGUCAGCCCAGAGGCUUUAAUAAAAGCCGGGGCCGCAAAUCUAUCCCGACGAGUGCCCAAAGAUAUUCUUCCCUCCGUUCUAUACGCUUAUAACAUUGCCAUCAUCCAGACAUUCUACGUGUCUGUUGCUGGCGCAUUAUUAUCGUUUAUUGGUGCUGGACUUGUUCAAUGGAAGUCCAUGAAAAGACGACAGAAAUAUGACGGCGCUGGUUGA